AUGAAGAAUUCUUCAAAGUGUGGCAAUCAAGAUUUGAAUUCAAAAUAUAUUUAGCUUGAAAAUGAAAGGGAAUUCGAAAAUGACCCCAAUGUUUCGAUAAACAACAAAGAAAAUAUAUUUACAAAUUCCUUUUAAAAUGACCCUUCAAAAAAAGCAGAUUUUACAAACCAAUUAAGGUACAUUUAAGAUAUGGCAAAUAAGGAGAAGAAUAAAAUGAUAGAGUAGGAGGCUGAAAUGCUUAAGAUGAUAGUUUCGUCAACUUACAAAAAUAAAUUUCUUAGAGGUAAGAAAAAAAAUAAACUUAAGAAAUAUGAUACAGCAAUGAAUAAGUAAUUUCUAGAAGCUUUGAAAUAAGGACAAAAAAAAUUCGAAAGAUUCAGAAUAUUUCUGUAUAGUUUACUCAUUGGACUCAUCAUAUUAAACAAUUUCUUUUCGAUUGUUGUUUUUCUCAUUGAGGAGUAUAUUUAAAAUUAUACUUAUGAAAUUAUCAUUGAUAUGGUAGUUCUAUUUUUCUACUUGAUAGAAUUUACUUAUAACUAUAUUACUUUUCCUACUCCAAGAUCUUAAUUUUUCAGCUAAUAUUUUACUUGGAUUGAUAUUGUUACUAUGUUGACUCCAAUAUUUACGAUAAUUAUGGAUACUGAGAGCUUUUAGCAUGUUAAAAUGAUAAGAGUUUUGCGAGUUGCAAAGGUUAUAAGAAUAUUAAGGCUUGUGAAAAUGAUUAAGACUUACACUGCUCUAAACUCAUAAUAGCUUGAGGAGGAAAAGCUUUACUUGACAAUUUAGGUUUCACCAAUACUUUAAUAAGUGGUAUUAUUGGUAUCUUAGCUAUUAGUAAUUGAGUUUUUGGGGGCUGCUUUGGUUAAUAUUAUCUCUGAGACACAAGAAGAUUCCUUUUCUAUAAGCUUAACUUACUUAGAUGCUUUAUACUAUAUGAUUAUUACAUCAGGAACGGUUGGUUAUGGUGAUAUUAUCCCCAAAACAAUCAUAGCCAGAACUGUUGUAGUCACCAUAUUAAUGUGUGUAUUUCUAGUUUUUGGUGAUAAUAUAUCUAAGAUAGGACAACUUAUGAGACAAGCUAAUUUCUAAGAUAAAUACUACUACUUGCAAGAUCAUAUAGUGAUUAUAGGAACCGUAAAGACCAAAGAGAUUAUGAGGUUUGUGAUGUAUCUAAUCGAUAUGAAGACUUUUGAUGGGAUACCAGAAAUUCUUAUUAUAGGUACAAAGCUUCUUAAAGACACCAGUUUAGAGAAGUUAACAAAAAAUGCUCUUACAGAAAUGAAAGUUAAAUAUCUGAGUGCGGUAGAUGGCAUAGAUAUGAACACAUAUAGAAAAGCAAACAUACAUUAUUGCAAAGCAGUAUAUAUCAUUGGACAUCUAAAUGUUGCCAAAUCGGACGAUGCAUAUACUUAAAAUUUACUUCACAAGAUUAAAUAAAUCGAUCAAUACUUGAAUCUAUACUAGACAAGAAUUAAUAACUACAAGCCAUUCUGCUAUAAAAAGAGACAAAGCAAGGAGUAAGUUAAAUUUUACGUAUAAUUGUGCUGCUCUAAUAUAGUUUAGAAUUUCCUAUCAAAGGAUUAUAUCUCUUAUUUUAACGAGAGAAUGUACACAAUCAACAUUUGCAAAUUUAAAAAUGAAAUACUCUCUCAUGCUUUAUUUAGUCCAGGAGUUAUUCCUUUUAUGAGCAAUUUUUUCAUAGUAAAUUCACAUCCGAUUUCACCUGAGCAUCAAACCAAAUAAAACAGAAAAUAAUUCAAAUCUCUCAGAUAUAAGCUUAAAAUUUGUGUCUUACCUUAAGAAUUUAUAGGGAAAAAGUUUUAUGAGGCGGUCAAGAUUACAUUUAAAAGUCAAUAGAAAUUCUAUGACAACAAUCCUAAGAGAUUAUUUAAAAAACCAAUGAAAAUGAUUUUAUUUGGAAUCGUGCCUGUUUAAGAAAAGAAGAUUUAUGUGUAGAGUAUCAUUAAUCCUGGGUCAGAGUAUACAAUUAAAGAAACCGAUAAAGCAUACUUAAUGGUCUAAGAAUUAGAUGACUAUUACUUUAUGGAAUUAGAGAGGAUUGAAUAGGUAUUUUAGCAAUAAGUGACUGACUAUUUAGCAGAUAAAACUAAAACUGAGCAAGAUUAUUUAAAUUUCAUUAAAAAACUGCAAGAGACAAAUGUUAAUACAGAUCAAGAAAAUUUAAAUACUGAGAGAGAUUUUAUGCAUAACUCAGAAAGAAAACUAAUGCCUGAUUUAGAAGACAAUUAGCCUCUUAAAUUAAAUGACAUUAAAAUUGCAGAGAAAAAGGUCUCAAACAGUAAACUUAAUUAAAAUAUACUAAGAUAAAAUAUUGGGAAAGGCCUCUUUAAAAAAAUGAGUACUGUAGUUGAGGAAGUUAAGUUAAAGGAAGAAAAAGAAAAGUAAAGUAAAGUUUUAACGAAUUCUAUCACUAAGAAAUUCAUAACUGUCCUUAAUGAGAAAGAAAUUGAGACCUAGUUAAUGCAAAGUUUCGAGAAUUAUUUAAGAACUCUCUACACUUACAGAAUCUCUUUAAAAAAGUAUUAAUAUCUCCUCUGGGAUGAGGAUAAAAUUCAAGGGAAGAUUAAAAAUCACAUUCUCAUUUUUGGGUUUAAUUAGGGCUUGAUUCAUUUCAUAAAGGCAACUAGGCUAAAAUGUGACUUGCCCAUUGUGAUUUUUUUCAAUGAAGAUAUUUAACUCGAUAUCUUUAAACUUAACAAUUUGUUUGGAAACAUUUUCCAUUUUUGGGGUGAGGCAUUUGACAAAUCUCAUCUUGAUAAGUCAUGUAUUACAGAUGCGUACGCAGUAAUAGUCCUACAAGAUUAUAACAAAGAGAAAUAGGAAGUGUGUGAUGGAAACGCUAUUAAAAUUGUAAGAAUGAUAGAACAAUUCUAUAAAAUCAAUAGACUUAUCGUAGAGAUUUAGGAUCAUUCUAAAAUAUAAAUGUUAGGUUAUGAGCCUAAGAACUUAGAAGCAUAUAGCUAGUACUUUUAUUGGCCUUUUAUGAUGAAUGGAAAAAUCCUACUCACAUAACUAUUUGAUUCAAUGAUAGCCCAGACAGAGGAUGAUCAUAAUCAUCUUGAGACACUUUAAAAAUUUGUGAACAACGAUAUAUUCAAAAAAUAUAAAAAAAUGAUGUCGAAUACAGAGGCUAAUCUUGAGGUUGAUGAGCAUAAUACGAUAUAUUCAAUGCAAGUUCCUCCUCUAUAUAGUUUGAAAGGCAAAACUUAUGAGGAAUUAAUGAAUGAUUUUUUGUCAAUGAAUUGCAUUUGCCUCGGUAUUUACAGACAAAUAUCCUAAACUCAUUCUGAUAACCUGCUUGAAGAAGAAUUUUCAUUUAUCAAAGAUGAAUAAAGCAAAAAGUCAUUUAAAAUUAAAAACUAGGAUAUGAAUUUUCACAAGAGAAGCAACGCCUAUUUCGAUCAAGAUUUAGCAGACGGUCUAAAGCAUUAUCAGAUUUAGGCGAAUUUAUCCGAUUUCAAAUGUAACUUCAACAGUCUGCAUACAGAGUAGCUUAUAAUGAAUCCUUCUGCAAAAUUCAAACUAAAACUAGAAGAUAGAGUCUUGUUGAUAGGAUCAAUCCCUGUUUAAAGUUGUGAGAACUUUUUACUCCUGCAUAGAAUGAAAAAGAGAAAUCAAAAUGGACUAUCAAUUAGGCAUGAGAGAAGAUAACUAGCUGUUGAAGCCUUAGAGGCAAAGCUAAAUCGAAGAGAUAGAAAUCUCAAUGAAUUGCAAAAAGAACUGUUUCAAAGAACCCAAAAGUAUACCUAGUUCUCAUUAUACAGCUAGGAUAGAUUGAAGCGCACCACUGCAUUAAUGUCUGAUAAGAAUAAGAUAAUCGUGGAGCACCAUAACACUUUAAAGGAAGAAUCAAGCAUUAAUAACGAAACUAUUACAUCCUUUGAGUACUCUGUGGUGGAAGAUGAGAAGAAUGAGCUAAUCAUCAAAGAUUCCAAUAUAAAUGAAUUCAUUAAAAUAUGA
Messenger RNA from Stylonychia lemnae, 3981 nucleotides. The record is from the annotation of a GenBank genome assembly. Lineage: Eukaryota; Ciliophora; Spirotrichea; Sporadotrichida; Oxytrichidae.